AUGUCGCCCGGUGACGACUUGCUCGCCUUGCUGGCCAAAGACGAGAUCGUCGACGCAGCUAUCAAGCAGGAUGUGCCGAUGGACAAGCGCCAGUUGGAAAAUCUUAAGCGACUGUACCACCGCUUCGUCUCUGCAGGGAAGCAAGCCCCCAACCCCCUAUUGACGCGAUUUCGAAAUCUCAGCGUGCUCACCAUUCCCGAAGUGUGGAAGGGUUACCUUGAUCAGUUCGGCACCGAGCCCGGAAAGGUUUUGGUCGACGAGGGCGAGGUCCCCGAAGAGACCGGACUCCAGGCCACGCCCGCCGGUGCGCUGCUCGCGCGUUCGCAAGUGGUCGCCCGGCUGAAGCGAGACAGGGAUUCCGAUCGCCCCGUCGUGCUCUUUUACAUGCUGUUCUACCUCGACCUCACGCGCCAACUCUUUCCCAACCAUAAACUCUCGCAGCGAGGUCUUGGCCCAGUGUUGAGGGCAGAUGUGGAAAAGAUCCUGAAGCCUCUGGCAAAGCACCUGGUCGGAGCACUCGAGGAAAACGUUACGGCGAAUGAGGCAUUCUGGCACUGGUUCAACCAGGGGCUGAAGGUGAGCAUCCUGGUCGACAAGUUUGGCCCAGGCUGCCUCUUCGUCCUGAGCCAGCAUCUCUCGGACGACUUUUUGCAGAAACUUCCAGCUAGCGGACAAGUCCACAAUCAGUUGAUGAGCGAUCUGGAGACGCGUCUCGCGCUACCCGCGCUCCUGGAGAAGAGCAGACUCGACACCCUAGGCUCGAACCUGCGGGCGCGCUUGCUAAUGCCGUACCAGGGGCUCACCUUGCAAGAUCUCACCGGUGCGGGUGAAGCAGGUCGGCCUGGAAAGCGUAGGCGGACUGGGCCGGCGCUUCUGUCUGGUUCCGGAUGA
Molecule: messenger RNA, 891 nt
Organism: Didymosphaeria variabile
Lineage: Eukaryota; Fungi; Ascomycota; Dothideomycetes; Pleosporales; Didymosphaeriaceae
Exons: 1
Coding region: 1-891 (296 amino acids)
Source: RefSeq, a predicted model, not a curated record